Bombina bombina (fire-bellied toad) is the source of this 2916-nucleotide messenger RNA. RefSeq names its product tyrosine-protein kinase STYK1. The transcript has 11 exons. Gene Ontology annotation, molecular function: transmembrane receptor protein tyrosine kinase activity; ATP binding. Gene Ontology annotation, cellular component: signaling receptor complex. Lineage: Eukaryota; Metazoa; Chordata; Amphibia; Anura; Bombinatoridae. Bases 522 to 1772 code for a protein of 416 amino acids. Gene Ontology annotation, biological process: protein phosphorylation; cell surface receptor protein tyrosine kinase signaling pathway; multicellular organism development. The record is from RefSeq and is a predicted model, not a curated record.
UACCCUGCCCUAGUCACUGGCACUGCUGGGGUUAAUGUGUCAGCCGGGGCGGACUGUUAGCGUCUUGCUAUCAUGGCAACUGCAUGUCCCAUAGUGCUGUGUACCUCACAUGCUGCCUACUCUAACGCUUGCCGCACAUCAUGUGACUGACGUCACUCACUUCUGCGCUAUUCAGCGCUGUGCUACUUAGCUGCACAGUGCCACUGACUGUAAACAAAGUUUGUCAGGCAGUCAGUAAGGCACAUGGACAGAAUGGACCCAAAUCUGUCCGUUUAAAAAAAAAAGUAUUUUACCAGACAGCAAAGAGAAAUACCAGACUGUCCGGUCAAAUACCGGACACCUGGCAAACUGGGACAGAAUGAACAAUCUGAUGGGACACUGGGACAGCGCCUCCAAAGAGGGACAAUCCCAGUCAAACUGGGACUUCUGAUAUCCUUUGUUGAAGAAAUAGCAAUCCACAUGGGUCAAUUUAUAUGAUGCAUGUUCCUAAUAAAUGACUCCUGGAUAGACACUGCCUACACAUGACCCCUGUGUACGUUUCGCACAUGCCCAUCAGCGUGUUGAUGUCUAUGGAAAGUCUUCAAAUUUUAUCAAAUAACUCCACGUGGGAACUCUAUCAAAAUGAGUUUGGGGUGAUCACUAUCCCUGCACUUCUCUCAGCCUCCACCAUACUGGUGGUGUUUAUCAUACUAUGGAAGACUCUAAGAAAGGGCAGCAAAAAACGCACAGAUCCUUCCAGAACGGUGACAGCAGAUGAUACGGUUCCAGACUGGGCUGUGAAUGAAGGAGCCAUCUAUGAAAAUACACCUGGACUUAGGGAUUCUGUUCUGGAGAAGUGGGAGCUACCCAGUGAAUGGUGUAUACAGGACAGGGUAAUUCUGUGCAUGGGACAUUAUGGUCCAAUAAGCCGUGCACACCUGAAAGGGGAAGGAAUAGCCAAUGAGAAGCAGGAGGUUGUUCUGAAGGAGCUCUCCGAGUCUGCCAGCCCUGGUGAAACUCAGGACUUCAUUGAUCUGAUGAGGUUUCAUGUCCAGGUGUGUAACCAUGACAACCUGGUGAAGAUGCUGUGGUGUCGCACUGAAACAAGCCCAUUGUGUCUCGUCCUCAAGGCCGUGAGACCUGGGAACCUACUUAGGUUUUUAUGGCGAUCACGCGAGGGUGGUCUCACGGCAAAAGACCCUAUUUAUAAAAUCACAGAGAAACAAGUGUACUCAAUGGCUACCCAGGUAGCAAGUGGUCUGGAAUAUCUCUCUGGAUUGCACAACUUGGUUCAUGGCUUUGUUGCCGCCUGCAAUGUGCUGAUCCACCAUGACUUGAGUGUCCAGCUGUGUGGCCUGGGAUUAGCAGCUUCAAUGCACAGGACGGGCAGAAUGCCUGCCAGAAGAGCCGCCCAGGUGCCCAUAAAAUGGCAGUCACCCGAGAGACUGGCAGAGGGAAGUGUGUCAGAGAAGAGUGACGUGUGGUCCUUUGGGAUUUUGCUGUACGAGAUAGUCACAUUAGGCGCUCCUCCUUAUCCAAAUACUGAGCCCCAAGACCUGCUCCCCAAACAUCAGAAGACAUUUCACAUGGAGCAGCCGGAUCAGUGCACUGACAGCCUGUAUGAAGUAAUGAGGAUCUGCUGGCGGUGGGACCCUUCGGAGAGACCCAGCUUCACUGACUUAAUGAAAAAGUUGCAAAACAACAUGAGCCGUGCGGAUGAUAUGAAACUCCUGACAGCCACAGACUCUGCAAACCAAAGUGAUUAUGAGCAAAUAACUGGGAUUAUUUUGUGACAAACAUCAGAUCAGACCUUGUUUUAAUGGCGCACUGGGACUGUAGGAACUGAGGCACAAGAAGUUGGAGCAAGAAGACAAAAAAGCAAGAACAGUGCAACAUUUAGCAGCUACAGAGAUGUUACAGGGUUUAGUGAAAGACAAGUUGUUUCUCCAACGCUGGAUCUGCACAGCCCAGUGGCUGAUGGGGGAAAAAGUCCUUAUCUGAUCUACUCCUGGUGCCCUCUUGUCCUCCUACAAAAAGAGCACUGGUAUCUCCCUGAAAUAACCAAACUUACAAUGCUGCAAUUUGUACAAAAAAUGUAUAGACUAUGGAGAUCUAUCAUUUAAAUCAGGGGUGGUCACAUGUGGCCCUCUGCACUGGCUUUUGUGGCCCAAGUAGAACUGUGAAUAUUUGGCAUUUUUGUCAACCCAGGAAAACGUGAAACUAAAUAGAUGCGCUUCAGAUACCUCUGGAUAAACCUCUGAAGGGAGAACAGCAAAUAGAGGGUGCCCCGCACUGCAUUGCUUAAAUCUCUCCCAGUGGCACUUGACAUUUUUAGGAAAUAUAUUAUUUUUUUGUUUAAUAUCUAUAAAUUAAUAUGCAGCCCUUAAGAAUUCUAAAAUAUUGACAUGUGGCCCUGUGUGUUAGGAAAUUGGCCCUCACUGAUUUAAAUAAUACAAACUUAAAUGGACAUUAAAGUCAUUUUUUUUAUAUGCAUCAGAAAUGAAUUCCUGUAUUGCAAAAGAGCUGCAUACCAACAAAAUGAUGCAAAAGCUUUUCAAGUUGUAAAUUUGUUAGCAAAAUAUGCACUGCUUUGCAUUCCAAGGACACACCUAUUGAAAAGGCUUGUGAUUGCUAUUAUAUCUGCUUUACUGUAGCCAAUUAGAGGCAGAUAUAAAUAAGCUCUCCUGCACUAAUCAGCCAAUCACUGUGCAGCAUGAAGGAUGGUCAGGAUUUUAAAUUCUAUGGAAUGCACAAGAGCUUUUCUGUUGUCACUGGACAAAAUACUACUAUGUAAAGUACAAAUAUGUAGAAUAUCAAUUUAUUAUAUAAAAAAAUACUGACAAUAUAAUCAGCAUUGCAGUGUAUAUAAAUACAUUACAAAAAUGUGCUCAUCAACUAAACAAACUGAAUGAAUAAAUACAUUAUUUAUCCUCUUCA